Haplochromis burtoni (Burton's mouthbrooder) is the source of this 3967-nucleotide messenger RNA. It is a transcript of the gene wapla, whose product is annotated as WAPL cohesin release factor a. NCBI's taxonomy places the organism in Eukaryota, Metazoa, Chordata, Actinopteri, Cichliformes, Cichlidae. The transcript has 20 exons. The coding region runs from base 395 to 3910 and encodes 1171 amino acids. Gene Ontology annotation, biological process: regulation of chromosome condensation. The record is from RefSeq and is a predicted model, not a curated record.
UCAACGCACAGGAAACCUUUCCUGUUGCUGGUUGGUCGAUUGCCUUCGACCAGCCCUUUACUUGAGGGUCUUGCCAAGCAUCGAGGAGGGAGGGGAUAUUUUAAUGGCCGUCCGUAGCACUACAAAAUGCAAAAAGUCCGGAUUAUCUACCAUAUAUAGACUGCUACAGGCACCGAUGCGUUAAGUACGCAUUUAUGUGUUGAUAAGCAUCGCUGCGUGGACAUAUUCGGAAUAGAGAUGUCUUUGUAAUGGUGUUUGUACUCUGCUGAGCGGACUUUACCCGCUUGAUUUGUGUGCGAGUGGGAAAUCAGGCCUAGCCGGCUGGCUAAAAAACAAGCGGACGGUUAGCCUUUCGCUGGAGUUAAAAGGGAAUAUGUAACAUAGAGCAGCCAACAUGACAUCCAGAUUCGGCAAAACGUACAACCGCAAAGGUGGGGAGGCUAACUCGAAAUUUGAGGAGGUCUUUUCCAAUAAAAAGCCCACUCUGACCACCAAAUGGGGGGAGACCACCUACAAGGCUCAGCUCGGAGCCAAACGGCCUUUGUUAAAACCUGACGUUUCUGAGGUCCCCAAAAGGCCCAGGCUUGAGGACAGUGAUAGUGAGGAAGACCCGUUUGGCUUUGACAGUGAUGAAGAGUCCAAGACUGUAACCUCCCACAACGUGUCGCAGGCAAAAGUUGCUGAAGGGGAGGUGACGAAGACCACCACAGUGCAAAGCACUGGGACAGCCGCUGUUGUGACUUAUGCACAGUCCUCUGCAUGUUCAACAGCCACAUUCACGAGCAAACAAAAAACAGAGGAGAAAGUAGGUAAAAAUAACCAGCCGUGGUACAAAAGUGAAUCGCAGAGCAGCCAGAAACCUGCAUGGGGGACCUCUUUGUCAAGCACAGUCCUCUCUGAUGAUCAGAACUUCUCCCAGAGGUCCACCUCCUCCUCUCCUAAUAUAGACACAUCCGUUAAACUGUUCACUGAUGUGCCAGGUGGUAGCAGGGACUUCCAAUCCUCAUCUUCUUGUGAUGGCUUGCUGUCAGAUGAAAUGAAAGGUGCAGAGGUGGAGCCUUCAGCGGAGGCCCCACCAGAGCCAGUGGACAACAUUCCCCCUUCCCCAUUUACCCUGAGGGCCUCAAAUUGCAAAAAAUACCAGCGGCCAGGCCGUCCUGACAAAUCAUCGUCUGAACUUGCAGAAAGUAACAGCAACAAGUCCACUGAUGGUGAAAGUGCCCAAGAUAAGCCCAACAGUGCCCUUUCUGCUGGUGCAAGUAGUACUGCUGCCAGUGCUAAAACAGCAGCCAAGCCUGUGGGAAGGGGUGGUGGGAGGGUACGGGACUACACGGUUCUCCACCCUUCCUGCCUGUCAGUGUGCAAUGUCACCAUCCAGGACUCAAUGGAGCGGAGCAUUGAUGAACUGGUCAGCCUCGCUCCCCCAGCUGACCUUGGAGAAGCAGGGCAGAUGAAGAAGAAAUCAGAUGCACCACCACCCAAACCUACUAGGUUCAGACCCACACAGACAAAGACCAAGAAGACCAAGACCGAGACCAAGCUAGAGUUCUUUGGCUUUGAGGACAAAGAGGACCAGGAGGGGGAGGAGGGUUCAGAAGCUGGCAAGAGUAGCUACAAGAUCAAGUACUUUGGCUUUGAUGACCUGAGUGAGAGUGACAGUGAUGAUGAGAGCUCCCAAGCCAAAGAAAAGAAGGCCAGGAAGGCAGCCGCAGCCUUAGCUGCUUUGAGCUCCAGCGUGGAUAGCCCUCAUACCAGUGACUCUCAAGACAGUCAUGCUAGCAGUAAUACAGCAGAUGCCUUUGACUUUUCCGAUGACUCAAGUCCUGGUGGCACCGAGGGCCAGAAAGCACGCUCAGGGAAGCCAAGUGACAAAUCCAAGGACGUUGGCAGUGGACUGAAAAAGAUUUUCAGUGGACCCAAAAAGUCUCCUGCUAAAGCUGUGUACAAUGCUCGCCACUGGAACCAGCCCGAACCUGAAGAAAUGCCUGUGCCUCCAGUCUCUCGAUCUCAGACUGCUCCGGCUAUUUUAUCGAGCAGCAGCAAGGACAGCAACUCCCAUAAAGAUGACGGCUUGUUCAAAGCUCCUCCACCGCCACCCAAAGUCAUUAAGUCAGAGACCAUCCCCACACGACUCAACCAGGAUAUUGUCACAGCACUCAAAUGCAGAAAAGAAGACAAGGAGCUGUAUACUGUGGUGCAGCAUGUGAAACACUUCAACGAUGUGGUGGAGUUUGGAGAGAAUCAAGAGUUCACAGAUGAUUUUGAGUACCUGGAGACGGGGCUCAAGAGUAGUCAGCCGCUCAACACAAGAUGCCUUAGUAUAAUCAGCCUGGCCACACGGUGUGCCAUGCCCAGUUUCAGGAUGCACCUGAGGGCAAGAGGAAAAGUCGCACAGGUCUUCAAAAUGCUCAACGAUGCUCCACAACACCCCAACCUCGCUCUGUGCACGGCUGCACUGAUGUACAUUUUGAGCCGGGAUCGUCUUAACAUGGAUCUGGACAGGGCAUGUCUGGAGCUAAUGAUCAAGCUGCUGGAACUAGACCAGGACUACUCGGGUCACCAGGAUCAGCUCACAGCAAAGGAGAUGGCAAAGGUCAAAGAGAAGAUCAGGAAAUUGUGCGAGACUGUGCACAACAAGCACCUUGACUUAGAAAACAUCACGACAGGGCACCUUGCCAUGGAGACACUUCUGUCGUUAACCUCCAAGAGAGCUGGUGAUUGGUUCAAAGAGGAGCUCCGGCUACUGGGAGGCCUGGACCAUAUUGUUGACAAAGUGAAAGAGUGUGUUGACAACCUGAGCCAAGAGGAUGACAAGGAGAACCUUGUAGCAUCUUUAUGGGGGGCUGAGAGGUGUCUGAGAGUGCUUGAAAGUGUUACAGUGCAGAACCCUGAAAAUCAGAGUUACUUGAUUGCCUACAAAGACUCUCAGCUUAUUGUCUCCUCUGCCAGAGCUUUGCGAUACUGUGAGGAUAUGAUCCAGCGGUACAGCAGGGCAUUAAACAACACCUCUCUGUCUUCAUCGGCUGCUGCACUGCCUCACUGCAGCUUCACAAAUGUGGGAAAGGCGGUGGAGGACUGUAUGAGGGCUGUUAUUGGAGUGCUGCUCAACCUUACCCAUGACAAUGAGUGGGGAAGCACUAAGACGGGUGAACAGGAUCAGCUAAUAGUGACUGCUCUAAAUUGUGUCCUUCAAGUCCCACGCUACAUCCCCCAGGAGCAGCGAUUUGACGUGCGUGUGCUGGGUCUGGGUCUACUAAUUAACCUUGUGGAGUACAGCUCCAGAAACCGCCACUGUCUGGUGGACAUGGAGUACAAUGUCGACGACACCUGUCUGGAAGACAGCCUCAUGCAGCCUGCUGACCCAACGCAAUCUGACACAUUGGCAGAGUCAGCUGAGACUCAGGCAGAUACGGCUGACAAGCCCAAGUCCUGCGGUGCUUUGGCUGCCCUGGUGAAGCUCUUCCUUGAGAGGGAGCGUGCUGCCAUCCUGGCUGAGGCAAAGACUGACGACCUCAUCAGUGAGGCCCCCAAACCGGCACUAGACCAAAGCGGAGAGUGGCAAGAGACAUCAGGAGAGAUCCAGUGGGUGGCAUCCGAAACAAAUGACAGCCAACCUGAGAAGAAAGAAGAGGAGGAUGAAGAGUUGGACCUAAAUAAAGCUCUGCAGCACGCAGGCAAGCAUAUGGAGGACAGCAUUGUUGCUUCAUACACAGCCCUGCUGCUGGGCUGCCUCUGUCAGGGCAGCCAGAUUAAUGUGACUACUGUGAGAGAAAAUCUACCUAAAGGAGAUUUCUCCAUCAUGACAGAAAUGCUGAAGAAGUUCUUGAGCUUCAUGAACCUCACUUGUGCAAUGGGCACCACAGGACAGAAGUCCAUCUCACGGGUCAUCGACUACCUGGAGCACUGUUAACAGACAGCAAACUAUCGAGCUCUUACUCCGACUGCACAUUAAACGGUUUCCAGGUUA